Messenger RNA from Zerene cesonia (dogface butterfly), 1059 nucleotides. RefSeq lists its product as uncharacterized. NCBI's taxonomy places the organism in Eukaryota, Metazoa, Arthropoda, Insecta, Lepidoptera, Pieridae. The transcript is spliced from 3 exons. The coding region runs from base 128 to 568 and encodes 146 amino acids. The record is from RefSeq and is a predicted model, not a curated record.
AAACGAAGCGAAAGGUGAGCGCGCAACUCAGUUGUCGCCUGACGCGGAGCUGUCAAACUAAGAGCGCGCGAAUUUUGAAUUUUUUUUCUUUUUUUUUUCGAAAGCGUGGCACUCGUAAGGUGUUAAAAUGAAGUACCUCAUUGUUUUGGCUGUAUUCGCUCUGGCUUUUGCCGCUGAAGAGAAAAAAGAAGAUGACGGAGCUAAGACUUUUAGGCGGUUGAUCCCUGCUGAUGUUCUUAGAGACUUCCCCGGUGUUUGCUUCGCGUCUACCCGCUGUGCCACCGUCGAGCCAGGCAACUCAUGGGACUUGGCGCCAUUCUGUGGCCGCAGCACUUGCGUCAUCAGCGAAGACCAGCCCCCUAGGCUGUUGGAGCUGGUGGAGGACUGUGGACCUCUCCCAAUCGCCAACCCCAAGUGCAAGCUUGAUACUGAGAAGACAAACAAGACAGCUCCCUUCCCUGGCUGUUGUCCGAUCUUCACUUGCGAGGAUGGAGUCAAGUUAGAGUACCCUGAACUCCCAACACCUCCCCCAGAAGACGAGAAGAAGGAGGAGGAGAAGAAAUCUUAAAUUAUUAAAAAAAAAAAUUAGAAAUAAAGAUUUAGUCUAUGGUAGAGCGCGGCAACCAUGACAGCUCAUUAGUAAUCUGUGGCGGGAACGAAUUUUUGCGAGCCGAAUUUAGACGCUUUUAGUUACAGAUAAAAAAAGAACGUCAAUUUUCAACGUCUAUAUCCGGUUCCUUAAACAGGCGUUUCGAUGAAUAGAAUUCUAUUUUAAAUUGUGGUAACAUUGCCAGCAUUAACUUUCCAUUGAAAUGAUACGUUUGGGCUUUCUAGUUUCUAUUUGAUAAUAUACAAUAGGCGACCAUUGUUGUGAACCAAACGCCACACUUCCUGUCCAUUCAAAAAACUGUGACAAAAUGUUAAUUGUUAUACAUUUUUGUGUUUGUUUUUUUAGAAGUUCAUCGGCUUUUUUACUUGAAUACCUGCCUAUUAUAAGAUAAUGUUUGUGAUAUUGAUAUUAAUAGAAAAGUUAUUCAAUAAAAAAUACAAAAUUUCUAA